UCUUUGGAGUUGGCGGCGGAAGCGACAACAGCGGCGCGAGUUGAGCCCGGUGCCCCCGCGCUCCAGCUCGAACCCCCAGCCCCGGGUCCCCAGCUCCGCUCCACCCCGGCCCGGUCUCCACCCCAGCCCUGCCGCCCGGCCCUAGACCCGGCCGCGGCCGCUCCCGCCUGGAGCCGCCGCGAGCCCCCAGUCCCCCGGCACCCCCUCGGCCUCUCGCCUUCCUCUUCCCGGCGCGGCCUCCCGGUUUCCGCGCGCCGCCCUCCACCAACCCGCUUGCCACCAUGUCUGUGGAGCUCGAGGAGGCCCUACCACUGACGACCGCCGAGCGGGCGGCCAAGAAGGCGACCAGAGCUAGCAACUCCGCGGCGCUGUCUCCGUCCAAGAAGAGAAAGAACAAGAAGAAGAAUCAGCCGGGCAAGUACAGUCAGCUGGUGGUGGAGACCAUCCGCAGACUAGGAGAGCGCAACGGCUCGUCGCUGGCCAAGAUUUACACGGAGGCCAAGAAGGUGCCGUGGUUCGACCAGCAGAACGGGCGCACCUACCUCAAGUAUUCCAUCAAGGCUCUGGUGCAGAAUGACACACUCCUGCAGGUGAAAGGUACUGGAGCCAACGGCUCCUUCAAGCUCAACCGCAAGAAGCUGGAGGGCGGCGGGGAGCGGCGCGGAGCCCCCGCGGCUGCCACCGCCCUGGCUCCAACGGCACACAAAGCCAAGAAGGCGGCCCCGGGUGCGGCUGGUCCCCGGCGCGCGGACAAGAAGCCCGCCAGGGGCCAGAAGCCGGAGAAGCGCUCGCACAAGAAGGGUGGUGCCUCCAAGAAGGACAAAGGCAGCAAGGCCAAGAAGGCGGCGGCCGCUGGAGGCAAGAAGGUGAAGAAGGCGGCCAAGCCCAGCGUCCCCAAAGUGCCCAAGGGCCGCAAGUGAGCGCGCCGGCCCAGUCAGAUCGCCCAGCGGGGCCCCCAUGGCCUUUUCGGUGUUCAGUUUUUCUACCCCAAGUGUACGUAGGUUUUGUACGGCUUCCCCGGGCCCGGGCCGCCGCGCCUGCUCUGAGCCGCAGGGAGGGGCCCACCGGUCUCCGCCAUCCCUUUUUCCUUCCCCUCCCCCAACGAUGUAGCGUUUUUCGUUGUUUGCUUUAGAUUUUUGAAACAGCCCUGGCGACGCCCCUAUUGGCUCUCGUCCUUGGCAACGGCUGUCGUCAUGGUUACCGGCCCCUGGGCGCCAAUGGCCGAGGCAGUGUCUGCCCACCCGGGCCCAGGCACCGGGUGGUCGGUGGCCGCGCAUCCCUUUCUGAUUCCCCACUCUCCGCUUUUGGGUGCGCGACAAUCGCUCCGAGCUCAGGGCUGGCGGCGCUUCCCUUCAUUCCAUUGGCUUUUUUUUUUUUUUUUU
Otolemur garnettii (small-eared galago) is the source of this 1382-nucleotide messenger RNA. Its product is annotated as histone H1x. Lineage: Eukaryota; Metazoa; Chordata; Mammalia; Primates; Galagidae. The transcript has a single exon. The record is from RefSeq and is a predicted model, not a curated record. Gene Ontology annotation, cellular component: nucleosome. The coding region runs from base 282 to 920 and encodes 212 amino acids. Gene Ontology annotation, molecular function: structural constituent of chromatin; DNA binding. Gene Ontology annotation, biological process: nucleosome assembly.